Molecule: messenger RNA, 1092 nt
Organism: Rotaria socialis
Lineage: Eukaryota; Metazoa; Rotifera; Eurotatoria; Philodinida; Philodinidae
Source: the annotation of a GenBank genome assembly
AUGUCGAUUGAUUCUCAACAAGCAUCAAUAAAUAAUCCACCAGAAAAUUCAAACGAACGGAAAUCUGAACACAAUUCACCGGAAGCAUCAAACGAACGAAAAACUACUAACAACAGUGCACCAGGAACGCCCAACGAACAGCAAACUGAAAUCAAACCAUUCAAAUCACAAAACGAACGGAAAGCUGAAAAUAAUUCAUCGGAAACAUCGAACGAACAACAAACUGAAAAAAUUUCUUCAGAACAGUCCGUUGAAAAAAGUUCUUCAGAACCACCAGUUGAACAAAUUUCUUCAGAACCACCAGUUGAACAAAUUUCUUCAGAACCACCAGUUGAAAAAAGUUCUUCAGAACCACCAGUUGAACAAAUUUCUUCAGAAAAAUCAAGCGAACAAGCAAAGGAAAAUAAUACACCAGAAACACUUAACGAACAAAUAGAUGAACAUCAAUUAAAUUCCGACAGAGAUGAAACAAACAGUCCAGAAAGUUCACAACGAAAUAUUCGAUUUGCAUCACAAUCAUCAAAAUCUUCCGAUCGAAUUCAAUCAUCGAAAGUAACAAAUACAAUCGUACAUGAAAGACCGAUUUCACCUGUAACUCAUCGUCGAGUAAUCAAACCGUUAGUGAAUUCACAACGUACACGAUCGAAUUCACCACGUAAAACGUUUUCAUAUCUUUCACCAAGUCGUCUUAAUUUACGUAAAUGGAAAGAGCAACGUCGUCACAUAGCUAAACAAGAAGAAGAUGAUCGAAUUUAUUAUGAAAAUAGAAAGAAACUAGAACGUUUAGCUCGCAUAGCUAAAGAACCAAGCACAUAUCCUGCUAUGCAUAUUGAACAGGAACAUCUACGUGAUCGACAUACUCUUGAUUAUCGUCGAAAAGUUUUAAAAAGUUACAUACCUAUUAUGCGUGAGAAUCUCUGUCUUGUCAAUCGUCUCGCUACUGUUAAAGGUGUUUAUGAUGCAAAAAAAAUGGAGGAAGAAUACACUCGUCAUACGAUGAUUCUUAAACAAGACGCAGCAAAUAGAAAAAAAGCACGUGACAUAGCAACACAACGACCUUUUAUUUUACCAAAAAUCAAUACUAAAUCAUGA